This is a messenger RNA of Megachile rotundata (alfalfa leafcutting bee), 1061 nucleotides long. RefSeq lists its product as uncharacterized. The record is from RefSeq and is a predicted model, not a curated record. Lineage: Eukaryota; Metazoa; Arthropoda; Insecta; Hymenoptera; Megachilidae.
UCGUCAUUCAUCGAUCUGGAUUAGCGAUCGUAAUAUACUUUCCAUCCGCUGUUCAAUAUACGUUUAUAAUUCUAAUCCAAAGUUACGAAGGUCGUGUUUACCUUCGCGCACGAUCACGGACAAGCGCGUAAAUACAUCGUUCGGUAUGCGAACGCUAUACAGAAAUAAGAAGAGUACUUUAAACAUUCAUCUAGUCGUCCGUUGACGUCGUAACGGUCUUCGGUUAACGAACGGUUGUCUCGAUCCGUACGUUUCAAAGCCCCAAACGAACAAAUUUACAUGCGAAAUACGGAAUAUAACAAGCAAGGUGGAAAUGGCAUUGUCGAUAGCUUUGCCUCUGUCUGGUUUAGAAGCUGAACACUUUUACGCGAUAGGAAGUAGACUUUUGUACGAGCAAGGAUUGAGAACUUUGGCCGGUUAUGGACCGAUUUCACCGAGUACUUGCAGCGAAUCGAGCGGAGUCGGUAGUCUCGUGCCUUCUAUCGAAUCGUCGACGCCGGGACAAACGCCAGCUUCUUCCAGACCAGGAACACCCGCCGAAGAUGUUCCCAAAAAGCAACAAAAGCUGAACACGCAAUUUCGUAUUUACUACAAGCAACGAGAUAUAUUAAACUUGGGAGCGAACAUCAGAGAACCGUUUUGGCAGAUGAGAGUCCCGACGAUGCCACGAUACGAUUUCAAAAGCUUCAUGGAAAAUCGAUCGAUCUACUAUCGUUUAGGCGAAUACGGUUUAAUCGAGGAAUAUCCAACGGUAAGGAAAUCUUUGAUCGUCGAUACAUGUUCAAUAAAUAGAAAGAAAAUCAUCGGAUAGCGAGGUAUUUAAUAUUACGAAACAAUUUAUCAAGUACAUCGUAUACAAAAGUAUCCUCCAUUGCACGAUACAUUAAUUACGGUACAGCGUUUCAUUGUAAAAAUUUUUGCAAUGACUCGUUACAGACACGGUAAUUAAUUUGUACUGUUUCGAUACGUAAAAUUAUCUCGAGUAAUUCGGCGUUUCCUACGUAAGAAGAAGAAAAAUUACAAACGCCAUCACCUUUUUGAUUCCAAAACGUUUCUGUUCG